AUGACUCGAAGAGUCCAUUCAUUACUAUGUUUAUUUCUUUUAUUUCUAGUUUCCGCUCAUGCCAUUGACAAUCUAGUAUUCGAGGCCCUUUCCGGUCUUGAUGGGCUGGUUACCGGGGAUGAUUAUAGCUGCAAUAAGACAAACCCUUGCUCAAAUGGUGCUUGCUGCGCUAAAUCCGGAUAUUGUGGAUUUGGCGACAAGUACUGCGGAACCACUGGCGAGUCUCCCAACGACGCCUGUUGGACUAAUUGCGACGCCCAUGCCGAGUGUGGCAAAGAUGCGGUGCCUGCCAAUAAGGGCUGCCCACUGAAUGUUUGCUGCAGUGCAUAUGGUUUCUGUGGCACCACCGCUGAGUUCUGUGGGGAUGGCUGCCAGAGCAAGAGUUAUUGCGAUGAACCAUCGUCCAAUGCUACUGGAAGUAAUUCUCAGCAACGUAUCAUCGGAUACUAUGAGGCCUGGCAAGCCUCGAAAUCGUGUAUUGGCAUGAACGUGGACCAGGUUCCUGUAGAGGACUUGACCCAUAUCAAUUAUGCCUUUGCUGUCAUCGAACCAGACAGUUACAAGGUUGGGCCAAUGCCGAAGGCCGAUGAGUCAAGCAUCAGCGACUUUACUGCAUUGAAGGAGAGAAACCCUAAUGUGGUUGUUGGAGUUUCUAUCGGAGGAUGGGACUUUAAUAACAACCACACAGACACCCAAGGAGUCUUUGCAGAUAUCGUAUCCUCCUCGGAUAAGAGACAGAAAUUUGUCGGCGAGUUGCUGAAGUUCAUGAAGCAUUAUGCUUUUGACGCUGUUGACCUUGACUGGGAAUACCCGGGCGCUCCUGAUCGCCAACCUCCCAAAAGCAACACAGCGACCAACACCAAAGGCUAUGUCAAACUGGUUCAAGAUAUUCGCAAGGCAUUUGACGCCGAAGACAAGAAAUAUGAACUUUCCUUCACAACCCCCACUUCCUACUGGUAUCUUCGCUGGUUUGACAUCAAAGAGAUGGCUAAGGCCGCAGACUAUGUCAAUUUUAUGUCUUAUGAUCUUCAUGGAGUUUGGGACGCCGACAACCCUAUCGGCAGUCAAGUUUUGGCGCAUACCAACCUGACAGAGAUCAAACAAGCGAUGGACCUGCUUUGGCGAAAUGAGGUCCCUGCUCAGAAGGUUAACCUUGGUCUGGCAUUCUACUCUCGUACCUUCCAGCUCAAAGAUAAGGACUGCUGGCACCCUGGCUGUGACUUCAAAGGUGGUGGCAUGAAGGGACCCUGUACCAAGAACUCCGGCACGCUUUCAUAUCGUGAAUUGACUGACAUAAUGGUCUCGAACGACGUCAACGCGACUUAUGACAAGGAGGCGGCCGUCAAAUAUUUUAAAUGGAACGGGGACCAAUGGGCGUCCUAUGAUGACCAGCAAACGUUCCAACAGAAGAUCGAAUGGGCCAACGAUCAAGGACUGGGUGGGCUUCUCAUCUGGUCUCUUGAUCAAGACACCAGCAAUCUCGAUGACCUCAGAGGUGUAAUCUAUCCCGCCGAUCUCAAGAUGAGUGAUCACUCCGCCAACGAUGUCAGCUACUGGGAGAGCAAAACGGCUAGCGACUGUCAGACUAGCCCAUGUGGAGGCUCAUGCAGCGCUGGCCUUAUCGAGAUUGAAACAAUUGAGUGUGACAUCGGCAAAGGGCCCCAGAAGAUCUGCUGUCCUAUUGCAUCAGCUCCAGACCCAAGCACCUGCCAUUGGCGAGGUGGUGAAACUGGACAAUAUUGCAAUGGGCAGUGUCAUGGUGGUGAGGUCGCCAUUUCUUCCAGUGUCAACGGAGGCAACGGAUACUGUGUCGAUGGUCGCCAGUUUUAUUGCUGCCCGAUCCCUGAAGUCGCCGACGGCGGGGGUAUCAACUGUGGCUGGCAAGAUAGCUGCCGCUCUGAUCAAGAGCCACUCACUUUCCAUGGAACCGUUGCGUCGGAUUUCGUUAAUAUUGCAAAGCUCGGCGGGCUUUUCGGGGAGGCACUCUCUGACGCCCUGCACGAUAUUGAUGUCUCAAACCGACAGUUGUAUUGCUGUGGUAAAGAAGAGAUCAAGAACUGGAAACAAUGUUACUGGGCGGGUACGACUGGCAAGGGACUUUACUCUUGCGACGAUGGUCACUGCAACACUGGGCAUGAAGUGCAACUGACUGAUAGUCCUUAUGGUGGCGGAGAAACAUGCUCGCCCAUGGACCCCUCUCGAUCUCGUGCUUUCUGCUGCACACCUGCCAGUGGAGAGAGUCUCUUCAUGCCUGUCCCCCUUAAAUACCUGUUUCCGGUCCCUCCUCCAGAUGAUGGAAACCCCGAAUUCAACCUCAAAGUGGAUGACACCUGGGGAACUGGCAAGGCAAAAUCCAAAGAGGACCCCAACGCUGCUUCUUUUGGCUUUGUGGUAAUCACCGCACCGGAUGAAGUCUCAAUCAGCUUGGACAAGCGUGACGGCUCUCCUUGGGAGGUCAUGGAUUGCGUCAAUACCGACAGCGAGGAUGAGAAAACUGUGCGACUUAUCUGUACCGAUGACUCCGAUACCAGCUUGUGUCAUAAGAUCCAUCUCGGACAUGGUGUUCCAGGCACCAUUCUUCAGAUGCCUGAGUCAUGCGGACCGGGCAGGUAUGCCGUCGCCAAGAGCUUCAGUGUCUCUGACAACCAAGCACUUCCUGAAGAUCUAGCCAAGCGGGAUCUGGGCUCAUCCCAGGUGUACGACCUUACAUAUGACUACAAUUUCCGCCGCGUUCCCCGGACCUAUGGUGAUAGCAAGAUGCGUUUGGAUUUCAGCAACGAAAAGGGUUACUGGGAUUCUGUUGUUGAUCGUCCCGGCGACACCAAGCGCAAGCGUGACCAUACAUAUCAUGAGAACCCCAAGCGCUGGAUGGAAGAUGAAUGGCGUGAGGCAUAUCAUUUUGGGGGUCUGGAUCGUGAUGAGCUUCAUAAAAGAUGGUUUGGUGAGGGUGCCAUCGCCUGGCUUGCCAACCUGAUCGGUGUAUCAGAAGCCGAACACACCGAGGAGUUUACCCAUAGUGUCAAAGAAAAACUCGAGGUGAUCUUGAUUGAUCAGCAAUUUGGACCAUGUCCCGUUGGCCCUGCUCAGGCACAGGCCAACGUUCGUGCCACUGUGGAUGCCAACCUCCAGGUUGACACGUCGUUUGGAGUGACAAUCAUCGCAACAUUUGGUGACGAUAAAAUCGACCUAAGCGAAUCUUACCUUUUCUUCAAGAACAAGGGUGAAGUGACUGCCAAGUUCCAGCUCGAUGCCGUCGCAUCACUCACCUACAGCUCAGGAGACGUCAAGCUAUUCGGUCUUGAUGACUUCCCGGGUGCUACUUUCCGUGUUCCAGGCGUUGUAACCAUUGGUCCUAACUUAGCUGUCUAUGCUGCUGCCGAUGCUCAAUUCACGGUUGCCGGUCACAUUGAGGCCGAGGUCGCCGUUGCCAAAUGGGAUAUCAGACAAACAUACCCAGAAACUGACAAGUACGAACCGGACGCAAUUGAUGAACCUGACUACGAUGGUACACAGACCAUCGGACACCCCAAGUUUGAAGCGAGCAUAACAGCUCGCGGAGAGAUUGCGCUCCAUCUCAAGCCAACGAUUCAGUUUGGUAUUGACUUCGACAAGCGCUGGGGUGUGGAUAAAGCAACCGUAGAGCUUGUUCUCGAUGCAUACACAAUUGCUCAUGCCCAGGCUUCUGCUUCUACCAGCUCUGAUAACUCUUGUCCAUUCUCAUAUGGUAUUGAUGCUGGAUCCGACAUCUAUUGCCAGCUCAACGCGCCUGACCUCUUUGGGUGGGGUGGCCAGUCCAGAUACCCUAUUGCCUCUGUCCCUCGUAAGGCAAUCACCCCAGAGACCUGUGCCGGAAGUGAUAACAAGCGUCGCUCUCUGGAUGAAGUUGAUUUCCUUUCUGGUGAUUAUGUCUCUUCUUUCGGCUCGGCUGACACAGAUGGCAAUGGAUUAAACAAGCGCGACACCUUCAGCCUGGGACCUCUCAUUACCGUUCCGGACACAUUCCUCAAGUGUCCAAGCAACAAUUCCGAUACUGACGGAAUCGACUGUCCUGUCUGUAGCUUCAACAAAAAUGACGGCGAUACCCUCAGCAAGCGUGACGGUGAUUCCUGUUUCUAUCCUGGAGCAUCGAACGGCGAAAGGUGUACCGGUUCCUCACUUGCUAAACGCGGGAAUGGAGACAAGGAUAUCCAUCUUUCUUGGAUUAACGGGAAGAUCAAGUUCUCCAGAUACCCACAAUGUUCAGCAGGUAACCUCAAGUCUCUCAAUGGCAUUGCGCAGUGGUACAUGCCCAAGGGCGCCGGAAAGACCCCCGGACAAUGUGGUCCGGAGGUCGCUCAAUUUCCUGUUGACAACACUGGUAACAGUGUCGAUGGGGUUCCCAUUGCCGGCAACUUUGAGAACGAUCAUGUGUUCGAAGCCCAAAUCGUGACCAAGUUCUUAGAGUGGGUGUGCAAUGGAAAUCCUCUUACAUAUGUCGGAGGAGCAAUCCCCUUUCCUUCUGCGGCUGGUUUUACUCAGCCCAACACCGUGUGGUGUGCUGAAGUCUUCGGAGAGCCAGAUUCCACUGGCAGUAUCGAUCUAGCGGGCUGGAAGUUCCCUUCGUCUGCAACAGACAACGAUCCCAAUAACUUCAUCAUGAAUACGGCCGCUGAACUGGGAGGUACUGACAGGACAAACCUUAUGGCACUGUUCUAUGCCGGUGCAAACAAUGCCAAGGGCAAGAUUGUGCAAGCACAAAACGUCGCAACUGGUGAUAAGCAAUCAGCUAAAACGAGAAUUCAAGGUGUGGUGAAUGGAUUUGGUGCCUUCUCUUAUCUCAAGAACUCCGCCAUCAAGCCAAAGUGGACCGCCCCCUCACAAGGCAUUGAAAGAGUAUGCAAGUUCUUCGAUGACAACUACUGGGGCAAGAGUGCAGAGCGAAAGUAUAGAUCCACACAGACUCGGAAGGCCUUGGGCCGUCCGCAGCAAGUAAAUGGUGUUACAAAUUGGGGCAUGCGCACGCUGUGGUGCUACUGGAUCGACUUACACCUGGAGCGUAUUGAGCAACAGUACAGUAGUUGGGCUACGACUGCGAAGACAAACCUUCAAAACGUGAACCAGAUCCCUGGUGUUACCAAGCAGGAAAUUACCGAUGCCAACGCCUUCAUCGCUCAAUUCAUGAACAACGGUGGUGGUGCCAGUGCUACCGACGCGACGUUCCCAAAGAACCCAGCCGCCGUCCAGGGCCAAGCCAGUGUUUAUGAAAUGUGGGGAGGUAAUGGCUAUGGUGCUCUCGGUCUCUAG
Molecule: messenger RNA, 5283 nt
Organism: Penicillium concentricum
Lineage: Eukaryota; Fungi; Ascomycota; Eurotiomycetes; Eurotiales; Aspergillaceae
Product: glycosyl hydrolases family 18-domain-containing protein
Exons: 6
Coding region: 1-5283 (1760 amino acids)
Biological process (GO): carbohydrate metabolic process
Molecular function (GO): chitin binding
Source: RefSeq, a predicted model, not a curated record